Messenger RNA from Tripterygium wilfordii, 2212 nucleotides. RefSeq lists its product as uncharacterized. Gene Ontology annotation, molecular function: protein binding. NCBI's taxonomy places the organism in Eukaryota, Viridiplantae, Streptophyta, Magnoliopsida, Celastrales, Celastraceae. The transcript has a single exon. The record is from RefSeq and is a predicted model, not a curated record. The coding region runs from base 197 to 2089 and encodes 630 amino acids.
AUUGAGUGGUUCGAACUCUAGAACUCAAGUAACGUAGGCCUAGGUCUGGAGAGGACCGUUCCCUUACAUCUUAGAUGAAUGGAUGGUAGGCCACACAUGGGGUUUCUCUUUCAUGUCUCAUGCUCCUCUCAUAUUAAUCGCUUCAUUCCAACUCUAAUCUUUUGCCUCCACCAUAUCAGUAAAACUCUGAUUUUCAAUGGACUCAUCAAUGGAUCACUCAAACCUUCAAUACAAUUCGUCUCACAGCUUAUCUAGCCCCACAUGUACCAAACCACUGUGCUUCUUCUGCAACAUGGACGAGUCAGACCCAUCUCGCAGAAGAUCCAAAAUUGCUCAAAGCUUCAAAGAAUUACCUCUCAGAGACGACAAAGAAAACGUUUUGGUCUUAAAUGGGCUAUGGAAAAUUGCCAUGACCCUACCCGAUGACCCAGAAUUCCCUUCUCUCGGCAUCUUCGAAUGCAUGGCUAAACUGAUCCACAAAGGCAUCACUGACCAAGAUUGGCUUCUGAAAGACCAGAACAUCUAUAUCCCUUACUAUGCUGCCCAUAUAAUUGGUUCGUAUGUGAUGAACAGGGUUGAAUUCGUGGAGAAAGCUGUGAAAUCAGGCGUGAUUUUCCCUCUGACGGAGCUUUUGAGAGGAAAAAUUAGCUGGGUAGAGCAAAGGGUAGCCGUUCGCGCUCUUGGUCACAUAGCUAGCCAUGAAAAAACUUUUGAAGCCAUUGCUUCUCAGUAUGAAGCAGAGAUGAUAGAAUUGACAAUGAAUAUAUCUUGCAAUUGCAUUGAAGGGAUUUAUAGGGAGUUUGUUGUAAUUAGGGAGUCAAACAGAGUGAAGUAUCAUUGCGAUUUGCUCACAAGGGGUCGUGGUGGGUUAGAGACAGAGAACACAAAGGCAGAGGAGUGGGCAAGCCAAUUACAAUGCUGGUCUCUUUACCUCAUAAACUGCUUUGCCUGCAAAGAGAGAUCACUAAACCUAAUCUGCAAGAAGCUGUUCAUGGAGGACUUGUGUGGAAUUUGGGGAGGUGUAGGAACUCAAGCAUCGCUGGCUGGAUUAGGACUCCUGAGAACACUCUGUAAUUACAAAACUGGAAGAGAAACUAUAGCAAAUUCAAAAUUUGUAAUACAGAGUCUUUGCAAUCGAGCAAGAUCGUCAGAUGAUUGGCAAUAUAUGGCAAUUGAUUGUCUUCUUCUUCUUCUUAAAGACACUGAUACAAGAUUCAAAGUUAUUGACGAUGCAGCUUCAUCUCUUGCUGACUUAACUGAGCUUCAAGUUCUUGCUCGAAGAAACAGAGUAGGAGAAACAAUCACUCAAACACUCUUACAAGAUUACCACAAAAUCAAAUAUGGGAAUCUGAAGUUGGAGUCCAAAAGAGCCGAAAAUGCAUUAAAGGGUGUAUGGGAUUUGAAGGUAGAGAGAAGAAAGAGAGAGAAGCUAAUGUCUGAACAAGAAUUGAAGCAGAGAAAAGUCGAUUCAAGGACAUUGAAAAGGCAAGGGAACCAGAAGUUCUGGUCUGGUCACGUUGCGAAGGCAGUGAUCAAAUACUCAAAAGCAUUGGCAGUUUGUCCAUUAAGACUGAUCAAAGAGAGGAUUGUUCUGUAUAGCAACAGGGCUCAGUGUUAUUUACUGCUGAAUAAUCCUGAUUCUGCCAUUAGUGACACAACUAGAGCUUUGUGCUUAUCAAGUGCAACGAGUAUUCCUCACAGUAAGAGCCUGUGGAGAAGGUCACAGGCUUAUGAUAUGAAGGGUUUGGCUAAAGAAAGCUUGAUUGAUUGCUUCAUGUUUAUCAAUGGCCGCAUGAAAGCUGAAGAUACGAAGCAUGUCAGCAUCAUCCCGAACUAUGCCGCACGUAUGAUGAAGAAGCAAAUGGAUGCCACGUGGAUUUUUGCAGUUGCCAAGUCAAGGUUAUGUUGCGGACAUCAAGAAGUAGUAAAAUCAGACGGACGAGAGGAGUCGGGGAUGAUGAUGACGACCAAGGUCAAAGAAAAGGGAAGGGGAGUGUAUUGGAAAAGAAUGGAGGAGAAGAAAGGUCGUCGAAGGGCCAAAAAGGAGGAAAAGAAGUGUGGACCAACUGCGGAAAUACACGUGUCGUGAUGAUAAUGGAGGCCUGAUGUCGUCAUUUUCUGAAUUUCUUUUUUUUAUUUUUACUGUUCGCACUUCGCACACGCCUUCUACGGACAAGAACUUCUUGUUAACCACAUAUUCUCUUUCUUAGUA